This is a messenger RNA of Onychostruthus taczanowskii (white-rumped snowfinch), 5207 nucleotides long. RefSeq names its product DDB1 and CUL4 associated factor 10 (gene DCAF10). Gene Ontology annotation, molecular function: protein binding. The record is from RefSeq and is a predicted model, not a curated record. Gene Ontology annotation, cellular component: Cul4-RING E3 ubiquitin ligase complex. Lineage: Eukaryota; Metazoa; Chordata; Aves; Passeriformes; Passeridae. Bases 38 to 1327 code for a protein of 429 amino acids. The transcript is spliced from 6 exons.
UUUAGUGAAAAAUCCCUGCUGGUCUGCAAAAGGAGAAAUGGACACUGCAGGUGAACCUUUGCUUCAGCGCUGCCUUUCCUGCCUCAGAACACCUGGAAGGCAGAGGGAAGGUGACACAGGGAAUCUGAGGGAAUCUGGAGGGAAAACCCCAAACAAAGGUGUUGUUUUGUGUUGUGCUCCCCGCAGCUCCGUGCUGACCGUGGCCUGUGAACAGACCGAGGUGCUGCUCUUUGACCCGAUCUCCUCGAAGCACAUCAAGACCCUCUCUGAGGCUCACGAGGACUGUGUCAACAACAUCAGGUUCCUGGAUAACCGGCUGUUCGCCACGUGCUCCGACGACACCACCAUCGCGCUCUGGGACCUGAGGAAGCUCAACAGCAAGGUGUGCACGCUGCACGGCCACACCAGCUGGGUCAAGAACAUCGAGUACGACACCAACACCAGGCUGCUGGUCACCUCGGGCUUCGACGGCAACGUCAUCAUCUGGGACACCAACAGGUGCACGGAGGAUGGAUGUCCCCACAAGAAGUUUUUCCACACCCGUUUUCUGAUGCGAAUGAGGCUGACUCCAGACUGUUCCAAAAUGCUGAUCUCCACCUCCUCUGGUUACCUUCUGAUUUUGCACGGCCUUGACCUAAACAAGUCUUUGGAGGUUGGCAGCUACCCGAUUUUACGAGCCAGGAGGACCACGUCGAGCUCAGACAUAACGUCGUCGGGCUCCUCUGGCCCUCGAGCUGCGGGCUCGCCCUGUCACCAGAACAACUCUGGGCCGCCCUCUGAGAAAACCUUGUCACGGCCCUCCCAGCGAGAAGGGGGAUCCCCUAGGAAUAGCCUUGAGGUGUUGACACCAGAGGUUCCUGGAGAAAGAGACCGUGGGAACUGCAUCACGUCGCUGCAGCUGCACCCCAAGGGCUGGGCCACGCUGCUGCGCUGCUCCAGCAACACAGAUGACCAGGAGUGGACUUGUGUCUAUGAAUUCCAGGAAGGAGCCCCGCUGCGCCCCGUGUCGCCGCGCUGCUCCCUGCGCCUGACGCACUGCAUCGAGGAGGCCAACGUGGGCCGGGGCUACAUCAAGGAGCUCUGCUUCAGCCCCGACGGCCGCAUGAUCUCGUCCCCGCACGGCUUCGGCAUCCGCCUGCUGGGCUUCGACGCGCACUGCAGCGAGCUGGUGGACUGCCUGCCGCGGGAGGCCAGCCCCCUGCGCGAGAUCCGCUCGCUCUACUCCCACAACGACGUGGUGCUCACCACCAAGUUCUCCCCCACGCACUGUCAGAUCGCCUCGGGGUGCCUUAGCGGGCGCGUCUCCCUCUACCAGCCAAAGUUCUAGCGCGGCGGCCGGGCGUUUCUGCAGCCCAGUGGAAGUGUGCUCUCUGCAAACCCUCUGAGCCCACGGCCCCGCCAGCAGAGCUCUGCUCCUGCUGGUCCCUGCUGUGUUUGUGCCCUGGGACUUGAUUGUUUCCUUCAGCACAGCUCCAGCCGGCUCUUUGGAGCAGGGGCGGGGUGCCCAGCUGCCUCCUGUGCCACAGCAGCUGGACUGCCACACCUCUGCUUCCUCUUCUGUCGCUGAAGCAACUCUGUGGUGAUCACUAGAUAAUGGACUGCUUGUCUGUGUAAGCAACACGGUUAGUUACCAAAAACAAAGUACCAGAAAAAAAAAAAAAAAGGAAAGAGGAAUUUUACUUUCAUUUCCAUGUUAAUGCGGUUGCAGUGUGGCUUAGGCUGGCAGGGACCACUGGAGGUCACCCAGGCCCAUCCCUGCACAGGCAGGCUCCCCUUGAGCCACCACCCAGCACUAGGGAGGACCCUGGCCCAGAGCAUCUCUCUGGGUUCGUGCACCAGGGCAGCUCUGGCCCCUCCUCUGCCAGGUGUCUCUUGCAGGGGGCUGUCAGUGUCUGAAUCAUGGUGGCUUUUUGCUGAUGUUUGGGUAUUUCCCACUUGGCUGUUUUUCCACACACACACCUGGCCUGCACUCUGCCUGUGGGGGAAAUUAAUUUGGAUGUGUCCCUAAUAUCGCCAGGUGAGCCUUUCUUCACAUGUGCUGUCAGUUUGGGAGGGGAUUAAAAGCAAACCUGUCACCAGUGGGAUCUGCCUGGAUCUAACCAGGCUUAUCAUCAGGUGUGGAGCACUGUGAUGAUCACCCUGGUGACAGGGUCUGCAGGGGAAGCUGUAUGAGCAGCAGCUGAGAUCUCUUGGUUUGUUCAGCCUGGAGUAGUCUGAGAUGAGAUCUCCUGGUGCUCCUGAACAUCCUCCUGUGGGGCAGUGGAGGGGCAGGUACCGAUCUCUUCGGCUCUGGGACAGGGACAGGAGCAGGGCAGGCUGGGGCUGGCACAGGGGAAUUGGGGCUGCAGAUCAGGGAAGGUUCUGCUUGCCCCAGAGGCUGCUGGCACUGCCCAGGCUGCCCAGGGAAUGCCAGAGCUCCAGGAGAGCUUGGACAGCACUCCAGGGAUGCCAGGUGGGGCUGUUGGGGUCUGUGCAGGGCAGGGGUGGCACUGCCUGAUCCUGGGGGUCCCUCCCAGCUCAGGGGAUUCUGUGGUCACACCCAGAGUAUGAAUGCCAGAUUUCAGCCCUUGAGUUACAGAACUAACCUUGUAAAUGCACAGGUAUUGUACAUCCAUAUCAGUUCAUAACAUUCUCAUCACUUAUAUGUCCCAAGAUGAGGGAUUUUAGUAUUUCACUGAAGUUUUGCAGACUAGUCACACACUCAGUUCAGCAGGGAACUUUACCUGAAAGGACUGUCACCUGCUGGUGUUCAGGUACACUGGCUCAGCAGAGCACACUCGUUCAAAGCUGACUCUUACAAAGCCUUUUGCAAAACGUAUUUGGGGAUAAAGACAACAUUUAUGGACGUGAGAGAGCUGGAAAGGUAAGCCUGAGGACCCUCCUGUAGCUUUGUAUUUGUGUGGGUAGUAUACCCUGGUAUUGGUGCAGAAAUCAUUGAAACUUAGGCCUCCUCUGCAUUAUGAGAGAAGAAAAUCCCAAGUUUCCUCCUGGAGAAUUUAUUUGGUAGUAAGAAGCCUUCGGUUUUGUGUGUUAGGUAAUCUGAGGGCAAACAUCCCUUCUGCUGGCCUGAGCCUGCACGUGGGGCAGGUGGGUCUGCUGGGUUGUGGGAGCACUCAGGGCACCUCCUGGCUGUGGUUCAUCACCUGGGAGUGCAGUGUGCAGGAAACCUGGGGACAAGCGUGGCCUGCAGGAUUUUUAUGCAAAGGAAGAGCUACAAGGAGUUGGUAUGGGCCAAGCUGUUUGGGGAAAAAAAAAAACCCAGGUCCUGCCCAGGACCACAGCAGCUUUUCCCCAAGCACUGGCUGUCCCACUGCCAGGCUACUGUUUCCUCAGCUUAUUUAAUGUUUUAUUACACAUCAUGGAAGGGACUACAGGGACAUUUGAGAGAACCUUGGCGUUCUCACGGGCUUGCACAUGUUUGUGUUGGAGGUGAAGGAGCACCCAUGGGACCGGGGUGGUGCCUGGGUGGGCCUGUGUGUGUUUCCAAGGCUGCUUUUGUUUUCCUGUCAGCACCUCCUCAGACUGGUGGAUCCCUGGUGACUGUAACGCUAUGCCUGUGAAUAUGCACUGAGUGUUACCUUUUUAAUUCUACCUCAUGAUACGCUGUGUUUUACACCAGUAUUGUGCUGAGCUUUGGACACUCACCUUUCUGUACAGAGGACCAUGACCCCCAAGUGACAGAUGUGUGACAGAUGUGUGACAGAUGUGUCACUGCUCCUUGGUAGCACCUGUGGGUGGCCCUGCCUGGCUCCGGGACCGGCAGCUCACCUGGUGGAGGGGUUUGGUCACCUUGAUGCUUUUGUAGCGUGUCCAGCAGAUGCAUAAAAUGACAGAAUCUGUACAUGUAUGCUGUAGAAAUGUUACUUAGUUUUUCUGAUGACAUUUGUAAUAAGUUUGAAUUAGAGUAAGUAGGUAGUCUUAGAUUUUGGUCAUUCGAUUGAUUGCUCCUUUUCAACAAAAACCUGGAGGCUCUCCAUGAAGGUUUUGCCAUGUUUUACCUGUGAAGUUCACUUCUCAGUGGCUUACAGCUGACACGCCUCACGGUCAUGUGGUGGUGCAAGUGUUUUCAGUUCUCUCUCAGUAGCAUUCCUGAAACAACGACAUUAUGCGUAGCUGAGCUUUGGGUUAUUUCUAGGUAGUCAAACAAAAAAGCUUAUCUUCUAGCUGUGUUUCAAAAGUCUCGACCUCGAGAAGUGUAUAAAACUGUGAAACAACUGCAAGGAAACAUUUCCAAGGGAGAUGAAGGGCGGGGGCGGCUGUGCCCUGGGUGAAUUCCACGGCGUUUGGCGGCGCCGGAGCUCGGUGCGCGGUGGCUGCUCCCGGUGUGCCCGGUGUGCCCGGUGUGCCCGCGGAGCCGGGGCGGUGCCGGGGCCGGUUCUCCCCAGCCCGGUGUGCCCGCGGAGCCGGGGCAGUGUCAGGGCCGGUUCUCCCCGGCCCGGUGUGCCCGGUGUGCCCGCGGAGCCGCGGCGGUGUCGGGGCCGGUUCUCCCCGGCCCGCUGUGCCCGGGUCACGCAGGGACGGCACCGCCACACCAUGGGGAUAAAGGAAAAGCACAGCGGUGCCGACACACACACACACACACAGAGGAUUGUUUGCACUCGUGGAAUCUCGGGGUAAGGACAGCUGGAUGCCUACUACCAGAAUUAGAAUGUAAACAUCAGUUUUUUUCGGGGGGCGGGGAGGGCUCUCGGUUAAUUGUGUGGGGUUUGGUUUUGUUUGUUUGUUUGUGUUGUGAUUUUAAUUUGGGUAGCACUGAUGUGGAGAAGGUUCUGACAUCGUAAUGCAUGGGUCUGUUGCUCUAGGACAUAUAAACUCCUAGGAAAAAGAAAUACACUUGCCAAAUGAAAGCUUUCAAAACAUUUAGUUUACAAGAUUGUAACAGUUGGACAGAAAGGAAGAAGUCAACGACCCAUCUUGUUUUUAACCUGCAGGAAACAGAAACUUCUCAUUGGCUGAUCUUAGUCAAAGGUGCAUUUUCUAAAGCACUAAUAUCCUCAGUAAGUAUAAGGUUUUUAAUACAGAAACAAAUUGUGCAUGUAGAGUAUUUUGAAAUACCUGAGAUUUCAUAGUAAAGACUGUAGCCUUUUAAUACCGUAUAUGAAGUAUCAGAACUGCUUUGGAAGUAUUGUACUUACAGCCGUACAGUAACUUACUGUUUGUGGACAGUUUCUCUUGCUUGCAUAAUAAACAUUUAAUAAUUCACUGAA